UUUUCCCAAGUUCCUUCCACCCUGUAUCCCCUUCUCUUCCCAGGUUACCUUCUCUGCAGCUGCCCUUUCUUAUUUAGUUUUAAAUUUAGUUUUAAAUAUAUUUUAUUUGAUUUUACAAAAACAAGAAAAAUCAAUAUGACAGCAUAUAUUAAGCAGACUUAGAGAAUGUCCUUUCUCAUUUAGAUUCCCCAUUGGUACAUCUACCUUGUCCAGUAGUCUCCCCAAGUGUAAUUCUCUCCUUUUAGUCUUUCCCUCCAUAUUUCACCUGUUUUGCCUAAUCUCCACCUAUGUAUUCCCUCUUUUCUGCCACUCUGUAUUUCCCCUUCUGAUCUCUAGUCUCCCUCUGUGUGUGUCUCCAUAGGUCUCCUCUGUGUAUGUCUCUUUUCUCGCUGUCUCUCCAUCUUCCUCUUUACUUCUCUUCUAAUUGCCAAGGUUUAUCAUUUCUUUUUUCCCCUGUACAAUCCAGCCCUGCUUUGCCUGACCCCUCUCUCUAAAUCCCCUCUUACCUAACUAUCCCUUUCUUCUCUUCUGUUUCUCUUGAUUUUUCCGUAGCUGUCUCUCUCUCUCUCUCUGAAGCCCUCUCCAUCUGUCUCUUUUUCUCUCUGUCCCCCUCCCUGUUGCUGUCCCUCCUCCCUCUCCUCUUCUCUGUAUCUUGUGUGUUUCACGUCCAGCUGGAUGUGUGCGCUUCCCUCUGGGUGUGUGUGUGUGUGUGAGUGUGCGAGGAGCGUGUGUAUGUGUGCUAGGUAAUGACACACUCAGUGCUACACACAGAGAUGCUCUUGUCUCCAUGGCAGCAGUAACUAGAAGGAAAGAUCCGAUCUGGGAACAGCAGGAGUGGUAAGAGCACCCUACAAUUAUCACCAGACUUUCCUUACAAUUUAAUCCACUGGGAAAUAUCUGGAGACUGUGCCCAAAGCUCGAGCGAGAAGGCAUUCCAAGUAACUGCAGGUAGCACUUCAUAGUGACGUGGGAAAGAAAGACCAGAAGAACCUAGAACAGGAAAGGUCACUCCAAAACAAAGAAGACUGAGGAAGAAAAUAGACUGUACUGGGAGACAUUGUGCACAGACUCUGGAUCUUUAGUGAGAAUCCAAUAGGCAUUGAACAAUAGUUGAGUAAAUCAUGGAGAGUGUUGGCUAGACGAAACGGAAACCCAGAAAAUUGACAAAGGGUGGCAUAUCGAGUACCGUACCAAACACUACAUCCAGUCCCUGACCAACAAUGGAUUCUAGAAGACCAGUUAGAAUCUGAGGUUUCAGGAAGAAGUGAAGAGUCUAGAGUAGAAAGGCAUAGAAAGGAAGGGAUUUCAAGGGAAAAGAAAAUUAUUGGGGACAGAAAGAAGUAAGCAAUAGGCUAAAGGGAGUUAUAAGAGUCAAACUGAUAGAAGUUUGAGCAUAAAGGCUAAAAUAGUAGAGAUAGGCCAAGGGAAGAACUUAACUGAAAGAGGUUUCAGCUAGGAAAGACAAAAGUAGGACUGUUGCCCUUUGGGCCCAGAAGAUGCCCCGGGUCUCUGAUCAGGAUGAGGCAGAUGAGCUUUAUCAGAAUAACUCCUUAUCUUGGCUGGCAUGUGGUGCUGUCGCACUCCUCGCCAAUGGAUGGAGCAUCUUAAGCUUAGCCAGUCGUGGGGGAAGCGGGCAACGUCCUCGUCCCUUGGAGCUGCUCCUUUGCCUGUUGGCUGGAACACACCUUCUCAUGGCGGCCAUACCUCUGUCCCUUUUUUCUGUUGUUCAGCUGAGACAUAAACAUUCUGGGUAUGAAUGGAAUGAGGGACUGUGCAAAGUGUUUGUUUCCACAUACUACACCCUGGAACUAUCUACUUGCCUCACGGUGGCCUGUCUUUCCUAUCACAGGAUGUGGAUGGUCCGUUGGCCUGUCAGUUACAGGCUUGGUGGUGCCAGGAGGCAGGCACUUCAGGGGGCAUUGGGAAUAUGGGCAGCUUCAUUUGUGCUUUCCACACUUCCCUCCAUUGGAUGGCAUGACAAUGCCCGCCGUUUCUACACCCGUGGUUGCCACUUCCUGGCUAGCCGCAUUGGCUUGGGCUUUGGUCUUUGUUUCCAACUUAUGCUUCUAGGAGGAGUGGGGACUGGCCUAGGAUGUUUGGGAGUGACUAUAUACCAUGCCUGCUGUUGCCCUGCGUCAGGGCAAAGAGGAGGAACAGGGGAAGGGGGGGUGGAGGGUAAGAUAGAAGUUCCGGCCAUUGUGGUGCAGGAUGCACAGGGAAAAAGACGUUCAUCAUUGGAUGGAUCCGAAUCCCCAAGGACAGCGGCGCAGGUCACUGGACUGAUUGGAGGCAUUGUGCUGCUGUAUGAUGCCCUGACUGGACUACCUAUACUGGUGGUGAGCUUCGUCAGUUUGCGGUAUGACAGCACCCCGCCGUGGAUGGUGCUGUGUGUGCUGUGGUGCUCCAUGGCACAGACCCUUCUCCUCCCAUCGUUCAUCUGGUCCUGUGCCCGAUAUCGAGCAGAUCUACGCACAGUGUGGGAACACUGCGCCUCCAUGCUGUCCGACAGCGGUGCGGAUGAGGACAGUGGUCGGGAUGACUUUGCAGAUGGCCGUCUAUGUGAAGUUCGUUUUGAUUCCAAUGGAGCUGCUAUUAAGAGACCCCCGCACUAUCUGGGAGGAGACCUGAGAGAUGGAAAGUAUCUGCCGGUCAGACACAUCCUGCUGCCUACAGACCGUGGCCAGUACCUCCAAGUGCACCGACACCAGGUCCCCCUUUCUCGACGGAUGUCACAUGAUGAGAUGGACCUCUUUCCCCCUCGUUCCUCACCUCUUCUGCUCAGGUGGUCUUCCUCGGAUGACAUUCAUGGAGGCACUGGAUCUGUACGCAGCAGCAGCCCUUCAAGCCCUCGUCGAGGUCACAAUGUGCCAUCCCGGAAUCGUCACCAGCCUGCGAAUGGAGAAGAAAGCCUUAGUACAUUGCAUCAGUUUUUGGCUGGAGGAAUGGGAGGGUCUUCUGGUUUUGGUGGCAUUCAAAGUUCCUUUUUCAGAGAUGAGAUUACGGCAUUCAUAGAUGAUACUCCUUGUCCUUCACCUAUGGGGACACCACAUAGAGUACGAGCUUCACCCAGGCCCUCCCCUCUACCAAGGAGAGGGAUGGAGGGGUCAUCUGUAUGGGGAGGAUCUGGAGAUCGACGUCUAUCUCUAUGUAGUCCUCCACCAGGAGCAACUGUACCCCGCAGAGCUUCUCUCUCUGAAAGGGGAACCAAAGGUGGGAUGUCAUGAAGGAAGGGGGCAGAAUUUGGAAGUGAUAAGUUGGUUUCAUCCACUCAUCCACCUCCAUUGCACCCAGGCUGGAGGAGGGGACUUUUUACAGAUUCCCCUCUUGCAAGAAAUCUUUAUCUCUCAGGCAAACCUGCUGUUUGGGGUGGUGGCAGAGGGGUUGGAGGGUAGCCUAUACCUAUAUGAUCCUCCGUUUACCCUUAAUACCUCUGUACCCCCGCAGACACAAAAAACACACUGGAAAAUGAGCCAAAAGAUACAAAAUAAAAUGUGAUUUGAAUAGAACAAUAUGUGUGUGUGUUAUAUCAGAACUGGGAUGCCCAAGCCAAACCCUACAGAGACAAUCAAGCAAAGUCAUGUCCACAAAAGUUGUGAAAUAUGACCUUAUAGAGCAGGUCAUACAACUUGGCAUGCCCAAUUGUUUCUGAAAUAUAUCUUUCAUUACAGAAUAAAGGUUUCAAACAUG
This is a messenger RNA of Xenopus laevis (African clawed frog), 3687 nucleotides long. It is a transcript of the gene gpr162.S, whose product is annotated as G protein-coupled receptor 162 S homeolog. Gene Ontology annotation, cellular component: membrane. NCBI's taxonomy places the organism in Eukaryota, Metazoa, Chordata, Amphibia, Anura, Pipidae. Gene Ontology annotation, biological process: G protein-coupled receptor signaling pathway; signal transduction. The transcript is spliced from 5 exons. The coding region runs from base 1497 to 3224 and encodes 575 amino acids. The record is from RefSeq and is a predicted model, not a curated record. Gene Ontology annotation, molecular function: G protein-coupled receptor activity.